AUGUCUGGAGAUAAAGAGGACUCGGUUCAGAGAGCCAAGCUGGCCGAGCAGGCCGAACGGUACGACGACAUGGCUAGCUCAAUGAAAUCUGUUACCGAAACUGGCGUGGAACUAUCUAAUGAAGAGCGCAAUCUGCUUUCGGUAGCCUACAAAAAUGUUGUAGGGGCUCGGCGGUCAUCGUGGCGAGUAAUCUCUUCAAUCGAGCAAAAAACAGAAGGUUCUGAGAAGAAACAACAAAUGGCAAGAGAGUAUCGAGAGAAGGUUGAAAAGGAACUUAGGGACAUCUGCUACGACGUAUUGAACCUUUUGGAUAAAUACCUAAUCCCCAAAGCAAGUAAUGCUGAAAGCAAAGUCUUCUACCUUAAAAUGAAGGGUGAUUAUUAUAGGUACCUGGCUGAAGUAGCUACUGGAGAAACUAGAAAUGCUGUGGUUGAUGAUUCUCAACUAGCAUACCAGGAUGCAUUCGAAAUCAGUAAAGCAAAAAUGCAACCUACACAUCCAAUCCGAUUGGGUCUGGCGUUAAAUUUCUCCGUAUUUUUCUACGAGAUACUAAACUCACCAGAUAAAGCUUGCCAACUAGCGAAACAGGCUUUUGAUGAUGCUAUUGCUGAGCUGGAUACAUUAAACGAGGACAGCUACAAGGACUCAACGCUCAUCAUGCAAUUGUUACGUGACAACUUGACUUUAUGGACGUCUGAUACGCAAGACAACGAUGAGCCCCAGGAAGCCACUGGAGACAACUAA
This is a messenger RNA of Macrosiphum euphorbiae (potato aphid), 744 nucleotides long. The record is from the annotation of a GenBank genome assembly. NCBI's taxonomy places the organism in Eukaryota, Metazoa, Arthropoda, Insecta, Hemiptera, Aphididae.